AUGAACGAAGAAGAACUAAGAGAAUACUUAAUUGAAAAAGUUAAUAUAAACGAUGAAUAUAAACUAAAUUAUUUGAUGGAUAGGAUUAAUAGUGAAGAGAUACAGGAUUAUUUAGAACCAGAACAUAUAGAACACAUUAAUUCAUUAACACAAGAAAAAGAAGAUUUUAUGUUCAAAUUACAAUUUAAUAGAUUUAAUUUAAUAGAAAAGAAAGAUGUAAAAAAUAGCUGGUCAAAUGACUUUAGAGAGUAUAAAUUUAGUGAAAUUAAUAUUAAAAAGAUAUUUAAAAUCAUAAGAGAUAACAAGGUAACUUUGUUAAGAGGAAGCACAGGGUGUGGAAAAUCAACAACAAUACCAUUAAAAUUAAUGAGUGAGUAUAAAAAAAUUGUUUGUACUCAGCCCAGAAAAAUUUCAACUAUUAACUUAGCAAAAAGAGUGUCAGUUUUAAAUAAGACAAAUUUAGGUUAUGAAGUGGGAUAUGCAGUAAGAUUUGAGAAAAAAAUAACUAACAAAACUAAAUUAAAGUAUGUAACAGAUGGUUUAUUUAUAAGAGAAAUAGUUAAUUCUAAUUCUAAUUUAAAUGUGAUUAAUUCAUAUGACUUGAUAAUAAUUGAUGAAGCACAUGAAAGAUCAGUUAAUAUAGAUUUGUUAUUAGGAUUUAUAAAUACAAAUAUAAAAAGAAUUAAAAGUAAAGUGUUAAUUAUGAGUGCAACAUUAGAAUCAAUUAAGCUAGUUAAUUAUUUUAAAUGUCCAUUAAUAACAAUAAAAACUCAAAAAUUUGAAGUUGAAGAACAUUAUUUAGAUGAACCAGUAAAUGAUAACUAUCAAAUGACAAUUGAUACUAUUUUAGAUAUUUUACCCAAAUAUAAAAAUGGAAAUAUACUAGUGUUUAUGUCUGGAGCCAAUGAAAUAAAUAAAGCAGUAGAUGAGUGUAAUUCUUAUUUAGAAGGAUCUAAUAUAAAAGUAUUUCCUUUAUAUGGAAAUUUAGAUUUUAAAAAUCAAAGAGAAAUAAUCGAAAAUAAAAACAGAAAGGUAAUAUUAGCAACAAAUAUAGCGGAAACAGCUUUGACAAUUAAUAACAUAAGAUUUGUAAUAGAUUGUGGAUAUGUUAAGUCUUUGUCAGUAGAAAGUGAAACAUCAAUAUCAUCACUUGAUAGAAUAAGAAUAUCAAAAAGUCAAGCAAUACAAAGGAAAGGAAGGGCAGGAAGAACAUGUAAUGGACAUGUAUUUAGAAUGUAUACAAGAGAUGAAUACAAUUCAUUUGAGUGUAGUCCAGAACCAGAAAUAUUUAAAGUAGAUUUAGUUCCAUUCAUAUUGACAUGUUCUUCACUAGGUAUAGUUGACGUAAUGAAUUAUAAGUGGGUUGAUGUUCCAAAGGAAAAUGCUGUUCAAAAAGCAUACGAUUAUUUACUUACAUUGAAAGUAAUAGACAAAACAGGUAAGAUUACAGCAUAUGGUAGAAAGAUUAUGAAAGUACCAUUACCAGUACAGCUAAGCAUGUCAUUAAUUCACUCUUAUGAAAAUAAUUGUUUUAAAAGCGUAGCAAUAAUAGCAGCAUUUCUAGAAAGUCUUCCAAUAUUUGUGUCUUUUAAAUUAUUUAAUGAUGAAGAACAAGCAAAGAAAAAGAUUUAUGAGAAAUUUGAUACCAGUGGAGGUAAUUUUUACUUUUAUUUGGAUUUGUGGCAGUCGUGGGUUGAUAAUGAUUUUAAUAUAAAAUUUUUAGAAGAAAAUUAUCUGAGAGUGUCAUCAUUUAAUAAGAUAAAGAACAUUUAUGAUCAGUUAUUGAAAAUACCAAUAUUUAAAAACUAUAAACUAGUUAGAGAUGUUAAUGUGAGUGGAUCAAUAGAAGAGUCUUUUACUUAUGGAUACUUUUUUAAUACAGCAGUGUUAACAGGCAGUAAGUAUAUCACACCUUAUGAAAAUAAUGAGUGUUUUAUUUCAUCGAAAGAUUUAUUAGUUAAAGUAAAACCAAAUUACUUAAUUUUCAAUUUAAUGAUUAGACAGAAUAAGAUUUAUAUAGUUGAUUGUUUAGAAAUUGAGAUUGAUGAUUUGAUGAAAGUUUUUAAGAAGUUUAAUUAA
Messenger RNA from Hepatospora eriocheir, 2079 nucleotides. NCBI's taxonomy places the organism in Eukaryota, Fungi, Microsporidia, Hepatosporidae. The record is from the annotation of a GenBank genome assembly.